Messenger RNA from Xenopus laevis (African clawed frog), 1668 nucleotides. RefSeq lists its product as uncharacterized. Gene Ontology annotation, biological process: positive regulation of chemotaxis; innate immune response; regulation of lipid catabolic process. Bases 472 to 963 code for a protein of 163 amino acids. The record is from RefSeq and is a predicted model, not a curated record. Lineage: Eukaryota; Metazoa; Chordata; Amphibia; Anura; Pipidae. Gene Ontology annotation, molecular function: signaling receptor binding. The transcript is spliced from 5 exons. Gene Ontology annotation, cellular component: extracellular matrix.
AACAUUACUGUGCUGAGAUCUGGGCCCAGUUUUCUUUUUUUAUUCUCAGAAUCAGAAGGAAGUAUCUGAAGUAUCUGCUUGUUUGGAGAUGACACUACAGGAGGACUAUGGGAUAUGAUUAGGAAGGUUGGGGGCAGUUGGGCAGAGAACAAUGGAGCCUUAAGCAACACUGAAACUUAAGCAAGACAGAGAGAGAAAUAAAGGCAAAGUAACCCUACUAUCGGUGCAGUCACAGUCUAUUGGGACUUUGUUCCAGCCAGAUCUUGACUGACGGCCAGAAGUAAUAAAUAGCCGUGCCAGUGGGUUUGGGUUCAUGGCAGGUCUGAGGGGCCGGGACUCCUCCUGCCGACACAGUGUUGUGUUUACUGCUCACUUGCACAAUCCUGAGCCUUGUGCUGCUUUGUCUCUUCAUUGGUCAGUGAGCUCCUGUAUAGCACAGAGUGUACGUCAGCUCUUCAGCCAAGCCCAGACAUGGAGCCUGUAGUAGUGGUGGCACAGCGCAGCUCCCUCCUGUUCCUCCUGCUUCUCGGCCUCCAUACCCUGGCACACGGGGACACUGCCGGGGACAUAAGGUCCAGGAGUCUGACACCGGCCCAGGUUGGAAAGAGAACAAGGAAUAUCUGGCAGGCACCGCGGACUAGAAAGAAAAGUACUUGGUCCUACAAUCCAGGUCAUCGCUCCUUGGCUUUCCUGGUUGCAGGGGAAGUGGAGACGAUGACACCGAACCCAAAGGAAACAGAAGCUACAGAAGAAUUUCGCUGCCUUGACUAUUAUGGUGCAGUGGAAAUACCAGCGGGAGGCAGCGCUGCAGGGGUUAAUAAAGGAGGAGGAGAGAGAACCGCUGGCAACCAACCCCCCCACCCAGUCCAGACUCCGAGAAAUGAGCCCAAUCCUUGUGCCCAGGGGCCCCGCCGUCCAGAUCUGACCCCUGAGUCUGACAGUUCUAGUGAGGAGGGCCAAUAAGGAGGCUGAAUGGAAGAGUUGGGGUCAGUGGAUUCUCAUGUGUUACUGACGGGGAGACGCUGUACCUGGUGCUGUGCACAUUUAGCCUUUGGCUCAUAUAAUGGGGGCAACAGGGAUACUGAAAGGGGGACCCCCAUGUACUAACUGUGUUACUGACUCACUACUGCCCCCUGUGUUCUCAUACAGAGACUCUUUGUUCUACACACACGACUGCCUUUAGGGUAAGGCCAUAAAAAAAAAGAAAAAUUUUGGUGAAACUUUGCCUUUAAAUAUGCAGUAAAGACUAAAGAGAAGGGAUGGGAUGUUUUGUUCAGCUUUGCACAGAAACAGAAUUGCUAAUAUAAUAUAAUAUAAUAUAGCAAUCCAUUUAUAAUAUAGCAAUCCAUUUAUAAUAUAGCAAUCCAUUUAUAAUAUAGCAAUCUAUUUAUAAUAUAGCUAUCUAUGAACUGAAGGGGGCAGUCAUAUAAAGAGGAAGCCUUGGCUAAUAAACAAUAUGGCAACUCCCACUCUCAGGUCCAAUGCACAUUGAGUGAUUUAGGUACAAAACACAUACACAGGUGUAGUUCCCCUUUAGCAUUCUGUCCGCUACUAAUUUAGCUCUUCCAUUGGCUGCAAACGUUUCUGCUGUGAUGUGGGUUUAUUUUGCAUUAAACACAUCUGAAUUAAAACUGUUUUAUAUAAUAAAAUAAAUAUUCUACUUCUCAA